AUGGCCUCCAACCCUCCCCCACGCAAUGGCUACCGACCCUUCCCAGCCGCGAGCGGGUACAAUACCCCAGCCUGGCUGCAGUGGCGGACCUGGGAGUCCGUGGCCAUUAAUCUAUGCCGGGUGCCCCGGGAGGCCAACACGUUCACACUCUGGAAGGCUUUCCGUAAGGAAGGGUCGAUCACAUCGAUCGAUAUCUUCGACGAUGCCCACGGGCAGCGGGAUACACGAGGACGAAUUCGCUUCAGGCCGCCACCCGCGACUGAUUUCUGGCGUCGCGGGCCUUACCGCGUGAAGCUUCGCAGUGGGCGCGUAAUCGCCAUCCCAAUUGCCCUUGACCUAAAGCUUCACGAUUCGUUGGUCCCUAGCCCCGCUCGCUCGGGGGUCGUCUUCCCCGCGGAGAUGGCUAAUGAAACCCGGGGUUGCUUUUCUCUAAAGAAACUGCAGAUCCCCAACCUCAGCAUUGGUGUCCCUCUGAGCGGGUCUACAAUCCAUUGGAUGCGCAGCGCCCAGGAUUUGACCCGCCCUAACUUGAUCGUGGACCUGAAAAGACGGGCCUUUUUCAUCACCUUCAAUACCUGCCCCCUCGUUAACCAACACACCCAAUAUGCAGGCUCAUCCGCCCCUCGAGACCAUCCUCAAUUCCGCCUCAAAAUCCCUUUCCUGCAACUCACCCGUAUCUUCGAGCUCUGCGACCCUAUCUCACAGCAGGUAUCCUUUCUCACGAUCCUGGACUCGCCGCCGACAUAUCACCGGUUGGCAGGAAAUGUCCACGCCUCCUUCCAUAGUGACAGCACAUGGAGAGAAGCCGAUAUGUGGUUCCGACAGACCCUGGUGUUCCACAAUGCUACGGAACAGUUGAAUCUGCCCACGAACCUGCGGGUGGCAGGACAGAUCAUUGAUAUCGGUCGGUGGAAUGCCUUCAAGCUCACUUUCUCCAGCGAGAUGAAUGAGAAAGGCAAUAUCAAACUCCUCCGCGAGAUCAUGAAAGAUCACAACAUCCCUGUCGUGGACGGAAGCCACUUCAUCGAUGUCCCAGAGCUCCCUGUGCCCGUGUGGCGAUGGAUCGAUUUCGUCGAGUCCCAGUUGACCGGCGCAUCCUCGUCCGGUCUGCAAGACCUAGCUGACCAGGACUACGUACACGUCCCCUUCGCUGUGCGGUACCAACUAGAAGUGUGUCUAUCGCAUGGCUAUCUUUCCGAAUUCACGAUGAGUCGUGCCUUCGUGAUGAAACUGAUGGAACUCGGAGAAUCCAAGGCCAGACGGCUCCUGGAGCACAUCGCGAACAAAAAGACCACCUAUCUCGACCCGAUGGACAUCUUCGAUAUUCUAGGCGUCAAUGGUGUGAGUGACUCGAAGAUCCCGGCCUAUUGCUGCUUCAUGCGUACCGCGCGAGUCACGCCAAGCACUAUCUAUUAUAAUUCGCCCACAGUAGACAUUUCCAACCGCGUCGUGCGUCGCUACCUCGAGCAUGCGGACCGCUUCCUUCGCGUAAGAUUCACAGACGAGAAGACCGAGGGCCGUAUUAACUCCACGCUGAGCGACACCAAUGACGAGGUAUUCACCCGAGUCAAGAAGACGCUGGCUAACGGUAUCACCAUCGGUGACCGGCACUAUGAGUUCCUCGCCUUUGGUAACUCGCAGUUCCGUGAACACGGCGCUUAUUUCUUCGCGGCGCUGCCCAACCUCUCGGCCGCGCACAUCCGUGUCUGGAUGGGCCAGUUCCAGCACAUCCGCAAUGUGGCCAAGCAUGCUGCACGAUUGGGCCAGUGUUUCUCGACAACCCGAGCUAUCGCUGGAUGUCCGGUCACAAUUCGGAAGCGUCCGGACAUUGUUCGCAAUGGAUACACAUUCUCUGAUGGCGUUGGCAAGAUCUCCAAGUUCCUAGCCCAGAUGGCCAUGUCCGAGCUCAAGAUCAAGCCUGUCACCGGUGAGCCGCCCUCAGCGUUUCAGUUCCGGCUUGGUGGUUGCAAGGGGAUGCUUGUGGUAUCUUCGGAUCCUCAGCCCCCCGAGAUCCAUAUCCGACCCAGCCAGUACAAGUUUGAUGCGGAUCAUGGUGGGCUUGAAAUCAUCCGAUGGUCACAGUUUUCGAUUGCGACGUUGAACCGGCAACUCAUUCUUGUUCUGUCGGCUCUGAGAAUCCCGGAUCAUAUCUUCCACAGUAAACUCGCCUCCAUGCUGCAAAGCUUCAACGAGGCGAUGGGCGAUGAUGUUCAGGCCACAUAUCUGCUUCAGAAAUAUGUGGAUCCUAACCAAAUGACCCUUAAACUGGCUCAGAUGGUGUUUGACGGUUUCAGACAAAGCAAGGAACCGUUCAUGACCUCCAUACUAGCACUAUGGAAAGCGUGGCACCUGAAACAUCUCAAGGAAAAGGCCAAGAUUGUACUGGACCAGGGCGCAAAUCUUCUUGGCUGCUUGGACGAGACGGGGACUUUGAAGGGUUAUUUCGAUCGGAGCCUGCCUGGCAAGGGUGCUUCACUUGAAGAGAAGAUGGCGGCCUUACCGGAGAUUUUCGUUCAAAUCUGCCGCCUGGAAAACAACGGCGUGCCCGAGAUCAUUGAGGGGCUUUGUAUCCUUGCACGUAACCCUUCCCUGCACCCAGGAGACAUCCGCGUUGUGCGUGCAGUAAACAGACCAGAGCUGCGACAUUUACACGACGUCAUCGUGCUUCCGCAGACGGGGCAUCGGGAUGUUGCGAGCAUGUGCUCAGGCGGGGACUUGGAUGGCGACGACUACCUGGUGGUUUGGGACCCAGAUCUAAUCCCAAGAGAUUGGUUUGUACAGCCGAUGAGAUACAGCAACCAAAAGCCACCAGACAACGACCACGACGUCACAGUCGACGAGAUCACCACGUUCUUCGUCACGUACAUGAAAAACGAUUGCCUGCCACGAAUCGCCCACGCGCACAUGGCCUGGGCCGAUAGCCUCCAGGAUGGGAUCAAAGAGGAGAAAUGCAUUCGUCUGGCCCGGCUUCACUCCCACGCUGUCGAUUAUAACAAGACCGGAAAGGUGGCAGUCAUGACGCGAGAUCUCAACCCGCGGCUUUGGCCCCAUUUCAUGGAGAAGAAGCACAAGCGCAAGGAGCAGAUAUACCACUCAAAGAAAAUCCUCGGACAGUUGUACGAUGCAGUUGAGACCAUUGACUUUGUCCCCAGUCUCGAGAUGCCGUUCGAUGUCCGGAUCCUUGAGUGUGAGCUGAAGCCCCCGAGCGAGCCGUUCAUGGAGUAUGCGCGUCAACUAAAAGAGGGCUAUGACGAGGCCAUGCGUCGCAUCAUGGCCCAGUACGAGAUCACCACCGAGUUCGAGGUGUGGUCGACCUUUGUGCUGAAGCAUGGCAACAUCUGCAGGGAUUACAAGCUCCAUGAAGACUUGGGUCGAGUCGCAAGCACGCUCCGCGGCGGUUUCCGUCAGCAAUGCUGUGACAAGAUGAAAGGCCGUACUUUUGACUCACUUUCGCCCUUGGUCGUUGCCAUGUACCGCAUCACGCACGAAGAGAUGACCUCAUACCUUGAAGCCCGGCGUCGUGAACAGCAUUUGGGCGACGACGAUGAUUCUUCCCCUGGAUCUGAGGCGAGUGUGACGCCAUUGCCUCUUAUUAGCUUUCCCUGGAUUUUCUCGGAUAUCCUUGGUCAAAUCGCGAUGGGUCAGUUCGAAAUGCCAAAGAUCUCAGUCGAAGGCUCACCCCCUACAACGAGCAAGAAGGAACUCGCCACCUUCACCCACACUGAAGUCAGAGAGAUGCUUGCAGGUUUCGGACAGUCUUCCUCGGAGCCUUCGGUAAAUGAGGUAUCUUUGACGCCUAUUUUCACCGAGGAGAGUGUGGGAGAGUUGAAAAUUGACUGGGACCAGGAGAAGAAUGCUGACGGUGACGAGAAAGUGGUGGAGAUUGUCGAGGUGGAAUCACCCCCGACGCUGGGUAGAUUGGCGAACCUCGUGCAUGAUUAUAGCAACAGCGUGGGGGAAGAGAAAGAAAGUAAGGGGAAGGUGGCAUGA
Molecule: messenger RNA, 3990 nt
Organism: Penicillium alfredii
Lineage: Eukaryota; Fungi; Ascomycota; Eurotiomycetes; Eurotiales; Aspergillaceae
Product: RNA dependent RNA polymerase
Exons: 4
Coding region: 1-3990 (1329 amino acids)
Biological process (GO): siRNA processing
Cellular component (GO): nuclear RNA-directed RNA polymerase complex
Molecular function (GO): RNA-directed RNA polymerase activity
Source: RefSeq, a predicted model, not a curated record